AGAAUUCCCCAACCCACCAAGAAUUUGAGACCCAUCAGCUAUCCUCACCUGGUUUUGCCAGCCGGUUGAAGCCAUUCCUGGGAUUGUGGCCCCUGUUGCAUGCUGACAGCUUCUGGAAGCCACAGUUCUCUUCCUUGAAACCAAAACAGGAUUCCCUUUCCUACCACUCUGAAGAAGGAGAUGGAGAAGGCAGUCAGAACUCCAGGGGAUGGGUCACCUCCCCCCCCAUUAGGAAUAGAAAUUAAAAUGUGUGAAAUGUGGACUAUGUUCAUUGAAUGAGCACACAUAGUUCACAUCAACGACCUCCAACAGGGGAGAAACCAUUUAAAGGUAUGGAGUGUGGGAAACGUUUCACUGAUAGUGGAAACCUUAGAACACAUCAGGGGACUCACAUGGGCAAGAAAGGAUUCCACUGCAGGGAGUGUGGGAAGAAUUUCCAUCAAUGUGGCCACUUAAGUUUACAUCAACAUAUUCACACAGGGGGAAAACAUUUUAAAUGCCUGGAGUGCGGAAAGAGCUUCAGUCGGAGUGGAAAGCUCAAUAUACAUCAAUGGACUCACACAGGGGAGAAACCAUAUAAAUGCCUGGAGUGCAGAAAGAGCUUCAGUCAGAAUGGAGACCUUAAAUUACACCAGCGGAUUCACACAGGGGAGAAACCAUAUAAAUGUAUAGAGUGCGGAAUGAGCUUUAGUCAUAAUGGAAACCUUAGAAGACAUCAACGGACUCACACAGGGGAGAAACCAUUUAAAUGUAUAGAGUGCGGAAAGAGCUUUAGUGAUAAUGGAAGCCUUAGAAGACAUCAACGGACUCACACAGGGGAGAAACCAUAUAAAUGUAUAGAGUGUGGAAAGAGCUUUAGUGAUAAUGGAAGCCUUAGAACACAUCAACGGACUCACACAGGGGAGAAACCAUAUAAAUGCCUGGAAUGCGGAAUGUGCUUCAGUAAGAAUGGAGACCUUAAAUUACACCAGCGGAUUCACACAGGGGAGAAACCAUAUAAAUGUAUAGAGUGCGGAAAGUGCUUCAGUCAUAAUGGAUACCUUAAAUUACACCAGCGGAUUCACACAGGGGAGAAAACAUAUAAAUGUAUAGAGUGCGGAAAGUGCUUCAGUCGUAAUGGAAGCCUUAGAACACAUCAACGGACUCACACAGGGGAGAAACCAUAUAAAUGCAUGGAGUGCGGAAUGAGCUUUAGUCAUAAUGGAAGCUUUAGAAAACAUCAACGGACUCACACAGGGAAGAAACCAUUUAAAUGUAUAGAGUGCGGAAUGUGCUUCAGUGAGAAUGGAGACCUUAAAUUACACCAGCGGAUUCACACAGGGGAGAAACCAUAUAAAUGCAUAGAGUGCGGAAUGAGCUUUAGUCAUAAUGGAAACCUUAGAAGACAUCAACGGACUCACACAGGGGAGAAACCAUUUAAAUGUAUAGAGUGCGGAAAGAGCUUCAGUGAUGAUGGAAACCUUAGAAGACAUCAACGGACUCACACAGGGGAGAAACCAUAUAAAUGUAUAGAGUGUGGAAAGAGCUUUAGUUAUAGUGGAAACCUUAGGGAACAUCAACGGACUCACACAGGGGAGAAACCAUAUAAAUGUAUAGAGUGUGGAAAGAGCUUUAGUGAUUAUGGAAGCCUUAGAACACAUCAACGGACUCACACAGGGGAAAAACCAUAUAAAUGUAUAGAGUGCGGAAUGAGCUUUAACUGUAUUGGACACCUUAGACAACAUCAACGGAGUCAUACAGGGGAGAAACCAUUUAAAUGUAUGGAAUGUGGAAAGAGCUUCAGUUAUAGUGGAAGCCUUACAACACAUCAACGGAUUCACACAGGGGAGAAACUAUAUAAAUGUAUUGAGUGUGGAAAGAGCUUUAGUGAUAGUGGAAGCCUUAGAAAUCAUCAACGGACUCACACAGGGGAGAAACCAUUUCAAUGUAUUGAGUGUGGAAAGAGCUUUAGUUUUAGUGGAAGCCUUAGAACACAUCAACGGACUCACACAGGGGAGAAACCCUAUGAAUGUAUGGAGUGUGGAAAGAGCUUCAGUCAGAGUGGAGACCUUAGGAACCAUCAACGGACACACAGGGGAGAAACUGUUUAAAUGUAUGGACUGUAGAAGGAGCUUCAGUCAGAGUGGAACCCUUGAUUUAUGUCAACAAACUCACACAAAAGAGAAACCAUAUACGGUAAAUAUCAGGAAAGUAGAUAGAAGUUCACUCUUAGUGGAAGUUCAAAAUCAACAGACUCAUGGACAGGAAGAAUUUAAGGGUUGAAAACCCUUCAGACCAUCAACAAACUCAGAGAUGAGCAGCAGUUUAAAUGAAAAGACUGCAAAAAGUGCUUUCUUUAUAAUGGAGUAUUUAAGGAACAGGGACGCGGGUGGUGCUGUGGGUUAAACCACAGAGCCUAGGACUUGCCGAUCAGAAGGUUGGCGGUUCGAAUCCCCAUAACAGGGUGAGCUCCUGUUGCUCGGUCCCUGUUCCUGCCGACCUAGCAGUUUGAAAGCAUGUCAAAGUACAAGUAGAUAAAUAGGGACUGCUCCGGCGGGAAGGUAAACGGCAUUUCCGUGCGCUGCUCUGGUUCACCAGAAGCGGCUUAGUCAUGCUGGCCACGUGACCCAGAACCUGUACGCUGGCUUCCUCGGCCAGUAAAGCGAGAUGAGCACCGCAACGACAGAGUUGUCCUUGACUGGACCUAAUGGUCAGGGGUCCCUUUACCUUUACGUUUAUUGAAGGAACAUCUAGGGACUCUCACAUGGGAGAACCCAUUUAGAUGUAUGGAGUGUGGGACACCUUCCUCUCAGAGUCCACUCUGAUCAAUAAACUCAGCCGGAAAUCAUUCCUAAAAGCAUGAGGUAUAUGUGAAGUUCUGGUGUUUAUAUGUAAAACUGUAUAAUAAUGAAAUAAUGAAGGCAACCUCUCACAAUGGUGAGUAUAAUUUUAGAUGAAAGUACCUU
Molecule: messenger RNA, 2945 nt
Organism: Podarcis raffonei (Aeolian wall lizard)
Lineage: Eukaryota; Metazoa; Chordata; Lepidosauria; Squamata; Lacertidae
Product: zinc finger protein 658B-like
Exons: 4
Coding region: 276-2090 (604 amino acids)
Biological process (GO): regulation of immune system process; negative regulation of transcription by RNA polymerase II; regulation of cytokine production
Source: RefSeq, a predicted model, not a curated record